Messenger RNA from Emiliania huxleyi CCMP1516, 957 nucleotides. It is a transcript of the gene ARL1, whose product is annotated as ARL1, ARF-like GTPase. Gene Ontology annotation, biological process: vesicle-mediated transport; intracellular protein transport. Gene Ontology annotation, cellular component: cytoplasm; Golgi apparatus. The coding region runs from base 80 to 571 and encodes 163 amino acids. The transcript has 4 exons. Gene Ontology annotation, molecular function: GTPase activity; GTP binding. Lineage: Eukaryota; Haptophyta; Isochrysidales; Noelaerhabdaceae. The record is from RefSeq and is a predicted model, not a curated record.
GGGCCGCACCUGCUCCGGCGCCUCUCGCCGCUGCGGCUCUCCUCGGCUUCGCGUUGCCGACGUCGCCUCCGUCGCCACCAUGGGGAAAAUGGUGUCCAAGAUGCUCUCCUCGCUCCUCGGCAACAAAGAGUACCGCGUGCUCAUCCUCGGCCUCGAUAAUGCAGGGAAGACGACGAUCCUGUACAAGCUGCAGAUGGGGGAGGUUGUGACGACGGUGCCGACGAUCGGCUUCAACGUGGAGACGGUGACCUACCAGAACCUGCGCUUCCAGGUCUGGGACCUCGGGGGCCAGACGUCGAUCCGGCCCUACUGGCGCUGCUACUACCAAAACACGAAUGCGAUCAUCUAUGUGGUCGACAGCGCCGACGCGGAGCGGAUGGGGAUCUCAAAGCAGGAGCUGGUGACGAUGCUGGAGGAGGAGGAGCUCAAGGACGCGGCGCUGCUGGCGCGGAACCCCAGCCCCCCCCCCCCCCCCCCUCUGCAGUGGCAAAUCUUUAAGACGUCUGCCAUCAAGGGGGACGGGCUGCACGACGGGCUCGACUGGCUAGCGAACGCGAUCAAGGAGGGGUAGCCCUCGCCCCCCCCCCCCCUGCUGCUGCUGCCGCCGCCGCCGCCCGUCGCGCCGCGCCGCCGCCCGCCGUCACGGCGCGAGAGCACCUCUGUCGCCGCCCGCCGCCCCCACACCCCACGGUGCGCGGGCGGGCCCGCUGGCCUCAUACGUUUCGUAGGGAGAGGGGACGCGCGAGGGGAGGGAGAGGAGAUGAAGCGAGGACCGCAGCCACGGCGCUGCCUGGGCUCAGGGCUGGGGAUUGGGCGGGGCUUCAAACAAAUAGCACGCGAGACAGAGAGAGAGAGAGAGAGAGGUGUCUGUCGAGAGGCGAGAAGAGCCCAACUGUGAGAGAUUGGAAUGAACAUGUAUCAUCCGAACGUUCGCGGCGUGCACGUCGCAAUUUCUUG